AUGUCGCGCUUCGACGAGUGGUGGAUUCUUCUCGAGAGCCACGUGGGGCCUCGCGACAACCUCAUCUUGGUGGCUCCUGUGCUCAUAGGUCCUGUGAUGUGCACUCCGGAGGUGCCCGCGGGGGAGCAAGCUUCGCCGAGUGCUCCCGAGGUGGCCACUGGAGAGCGGGUGCCACCACUAUCUCCUGAGGUGGCUGCUGGAGAGCAGGCGCCACCGAGGGCUCCUGAGGUAGCCGCUGGUGAGCAGGCGCCACCGUGCGCUCCUGAGGUGACGGCCUCCGCCCCAGAGGCGGCAUGGAAGGAGCCCCGCCCACGGGCGCCGCCGCCACCCUUUCCACGAAUGGCUGCGCGCCGGCCUGCGGGGUGCCCCUUCUAG
This is a messenger RNA of Aegilops tauschii subsp. strangulata, 375 nucleotides long. NCBI's taxonomy places the organism in Eukaryota, Viridiplantae, Streptophyta, Magnoliopsida, Poales, Poaceae. The record is from RefSeq and is a predicted model, not a curated record.